CUGACGAUAUCGAAUAAAGCGAUAAUCAUUACGUCUGGCAUCGAUUUUCUCAUUUCUUUUAUUAUUAUUUAAACGUAUAUAACCGUGUAUCAUUUGUUCAUUUUUGAUGUUGCAGUAAUGUCAAGGUCAUGGCUUCCGUCAAUCUGCAAGAAAAAGCUAAUUUUACAAGGAUUAGUAGACUUUUGGUCGACAAAGGGACUGAAGCUUUAAGAAAUACUCUGGAUGCCAUACAUCCUCCUGCUAACCUACCCGCAGUUCUUAAUGCCAACAGAACAACCCUUCUAAAGUUAAAACCUCGAGUUAUCAAUGAUACCCAGUGGGAUUUAUUGUUUCCUCCAUCCGGCAACCCACCAGAUUCGAAGACCUUUGAUGUUACAUUGCUGACUGUUCUUUUGCGGAAUCUUGCUGGCUUACCCCCUCCUGCAACAGGCUGGAAUACGAUGCCUCCAGACACCGAUAAUUCUCUUGGAGCAAAUAUUGCGCGAAUCAAAUUGUUUAGAAAUCAAGUUUAUGGCCAUGUUACCUCAACACAAGUAGACAAAAUAACAUUUCGCAAUUUAUGGCAGAAAAUUUCUAAAGCUUUGAUCGACUUGAAGGUUCCACAAAAAGAAAUCGAUGAUUUGAAAACAUGUCCUUUGGGUCCUGAAGAAGAAAUCUAUGGGCAGUCGCUUAAAGAAUGGGUCUUAAAAGAAGAAGAAUGUAAGAAUAUGCUGGACGAUCUUACAAGAGGUGUUAGUUUGAUUCACAGUCAGCAAAAGGAUGACAGAGAAGUUAUCGAGCAAAUUCACCAAAGGGUACAGCAGUUGUGCACUUCUAGUUCGAGUGAGUCCGAACUUCCAAGAUCUACGCAUAACUCGGAGCAGAGUAAAGCUAGUGAAAAACACAGUAGGGAAGAACAAUUAUUGCAAAAGCUUGCAAAACAUAAUUUCAAGAGUAAAACAAGAAGUAAAGUCAAGUUUUUCCACCCUGGCACAAGGGAAUGGUUAUUGAAACGGAUUUACAGUUGGUUUGCAGAUGAAGAUGGGUCGAGAUUAUUGCUAUUAACUGCCGGGCCUGGGUUUGGCAAAAGCGUGUUCGCUGCAAGAGUUUGCGAUAUCUUUGAAGAAAAGGGGAGAUUGGCAGCAUGCCAUUUUUGUGAUUUUAGCAAUUCGAAUCUAAAAGAUCCUAUGAUGAUGCUACAGUCCCUUGCAAGUCAUAUGUGUCAAAAUAUCGUUGGUUUUAAAGAAAAGCUUCUUGAUCAGUUAAAGAGACCAUAUAAAGCCGAUAGCCUGAAGGACGCCUUUCAAAUAUAUUUGCAAAAUCCGCUUGAUGAGUUGGACGAAGAACAUUGCUUAAUUGUGAUCGAUGGCUUGGAUGAAAGUGCGACUGAUGAUAAAAGUGACAUGGUGAAAUUGAUUGCUGAUAAUUUUCCAGAUCUCCCGAGAUGUGUCAAAGUCUUGGUGACUAGCCGACCGGAGCUAUCCUUACAAAGAUUGGACCAUAUCGAAGUGAUAGAAAUUGAUGUCUAUGAUGUGGACAAUGAAUCAGAUAUUCUAAAAUAUCUAAAUGUUUGCCUUCCAACCCUUGCAGCCAGAGAUGAAAUGAAUCAUUCAGCACAACCUCACCAUUGGAAUGUUCUUCCUGCGAUUGUUAGAAAGUGCGAGGGUUCAUUUCUGUAUGCUUUCCACGUUCAGCAUGAAUUGUGUAAACGCAAGGAUCUUGACACCAUGACAUUUGAAGACAUUGUGUCUUUUCUUCCUGAAGGAGUGGGUUCUAUCUACCAAGCUUAUUUUCGUCGCCUUGAGAUUGAACUUGAAGCCGCAAUGAAAAGAAAUCCUGAUUUAUUUAAGCUCUUGGAAUUGCUUGUAGCUAUUGACACAAUGAAAGCAGAACUUCCCCUCAAGUUCGUGGCUAGGGCUCUUGGUUUAGCUCUUGAUUGUCGUGAAACGAAAAAAAUCAUUAACAAAGUUAACGAGGCGGUAUCGUGCUUGUUGUACGUCUCAGACGAUUUGAUAACCGUUUUUCACAAAUCCGUAUGUGACUGGCUUCUUGCAAAUGGAUACGACGAUCAUGAGUAUACUGUCAAAGUCAGUGAUGGUGAAAAACGACUGUGGCUGGUAUGCGAACAGGUUUUCCAAGAAAUAAAAAGAAACGUUUCCUUAGGACACAACUUGAAGCUUACCAACGAGGUGACGCACGCUCUGGAAUACGGACAGAAAUAUCUACUUGCCUGUCAUGUUAAGGAUAGUUUUUCAUGGUUUGUGGAUAUGAUAAUUGUUUAUGUCCUUUUACACGUCUAUCCUAAAAGUACUCGCCCUGUUCAAGACAUCUUGGAACAGGUUCUUCGGCGUGAUGUGGUCCUAAGUGUUCAAUUACGACAACGAUUUUCAUGGCAUUUUGCCGAAAUUAGUUAUCUAGGAAAUCACAAUUUGUUACUGGUAUUCGAUUAUGAGUCCACGAAACCUUUUUCCUACCUAGAAAGUGUCCUUCAUUAUUCCCCGGAAGGUUGUUUUACUGAUGACGAGAGGAAAAUCGCGGAAGUGAUUUUAGCAAAAUCCCCCCGUUGUGUGAAGCAUAGUAACGCGUUUGGAAUGAAAACUUUAAAGCCGCUUGAUACCAAACUUUUUCAUUCCCUCAUUGCAGCUGUUGGUGUUUCUUCAAGUAAGAAGUUAGCCGCUAUUGCAUUGGAAAAUGGAAUCAUUUGUGUUUUAAGCUUGCCAGAACUGAUCCAAUUAUGGCAGUAUUCCACCGGAUACAAGUGCAUUUCCUGUUGCACCUUUGCUCUAGACGAUACGUUCGUUUUGUAUGGAAAACUUGAAACGGUACUUAACAUUGAAGAGAAAAAGGAAGCAGCAUUUUUUGGUGGAGAAGUGGAAAGGUUCAAAUCUUGUGCGUUUUCUCCAAACGGCAAAAGGUUAAUAACCAGCGAUGGUUCAGACACCCUAAAGCUGUGGGAUGUAGUUAGACGUAGUUUGGUGGCAGUUCUUUCUGCAGGAGCUCCGGUAGAUGGCUGUACUUUUAGCAACACAGGACUCUUUAUCAUAGGGGGUGCAAACUAUGCGAAUAAAGGUGUUUACUGUGUAUGGAACUCCAUAACAUUACAGAGAGUCGAUCAAAGGUCAAACUUUUCUGGUAGUAUGGGUAGAAAGAAAGAUGGGGUCCUAUUGAGUGAAAGAUGUAAUCGUUGUUUUCGGCCAGAGUGGAAAGAAUUAAAUCCUCCGAAAGGGUUGGGAAUCAUGGCAUCCAUGCAGUUGAAUCGCCAUCUUUCAUAUGUUAUGAUGUCGGUGUUUGAUUCCAUGUUGCAAGGAAAAUGUUGCAAAACCUCCACUGGAAUCUACAAAGAAGUGGACUGUUUUUUUCAUUUGGAUAGCCAAAAGUAUUUGCGCGUAAUUGAUAGUAUACAUUUCACAACGCUCGCCAUAUGGGAAAUUUUCACAGGAAAUCCCGGAUUUUUGACGGAGGGCGUGCCCAUUCUUGACAUUGCAGCGGUGGAAGAUGAUCAUUGGUUGUAUGGCGAUGAGCAAAAGGUGGUUCUUUUCAGCUCAGUGCUCCCAAACGAAAAUCAGUUGAGUUUGUCACGUCCGACAUGCGUUCUUUGGUGCUCAUUUUCUCCCGAUGGUACUCGACUUGCCACGUGCACAUCCGACGGAUUUAUCAACAUCUGGAAUGUCGAUACGUCCCAAGUUUAUCAAAGUCUUAGAAGCAAUCUUGACACAUCGUCAGCUGCUUGUUGGUGGUCGGACAAGUACCUUUUCGUUUGCCAUGUAAUUGACACCAUUCCCAGCUUGUCAAGAUAUCCAGUUGAUAGAACCUUAAAGAUUAUUGUAACCGAGAAGCAGCCAAUGCCACUUUGUUCCGUGAACAACCAGUUUUUACCGUUUUCAGGGUUCCUGGAUUUUUUUGAAGGUUAUCUUAGCUUUGAGUGUGGUUACACGGAGCCUGUAAAAGUUAUCGAUGUCAAGAAAAUAGGACAUCCCAAAGUAGUCGUAUUGCCAGAAAUUCAGCCCAAGAUGAGUAUUGCAGUUUCGUCCCGUGCUUCCUUUGUUUUAGGCGCUGGUAUAGGCGGAUAUUUUCUUUGGAAAAAGAAUGAAGCUCAGCCAUCCGUAUAUAAUGUGUUUGUUAGGUUCGAGCAUCCAUCACGUGUAACGCGGUUUAUUUUUAAACCUAACCGUUAUGAGUGUUGUUUUAGUAAUGAUUCUAAAUUCGCUCUUGUUUCCUUUGUGAUGUGGCAACAACGAAGGUUCGUUGUUAUUGACGUGGAUACUGGUAUUCUGGCUAUGGACGAGAUCCACGACGGUAAAAGACGGAGGUUAUGUCUUGCAAUUCCAAAAGUAUUCUGUACUGACAGGGUUGUUAUUCAUUUAACUUCUAACAUGAUAGAAAUUUUUGAUUUGGAGAGUUGGAAGCUUCUUGAAUCGUCCUUCCAGCGGCAUCUUACCGAAGCAAUUCACUCGAAAUUAUCACCAAAAGGAACUGUCCUUGCAGUACCUAGACUAACUGGUGAUAUGGGAUUCCUUCAUUUGUGCAUUCCCAAACACUCUUCAGUAUCGAAUGGGCAGAAAAACUGGGAAAGGCUGGGCGGUGUUAAAUUCGUCUUACCUGUACCUAGUAGUUCAGGGAAUAUACCGGAAGUUAAAAAGAAGGUCAGAGAGAGCUUACCUGGACCUGGUGGAUUUGGAAACAUACCGAAAGUUGAAAAGAGGGUCGCAGAGAGCUUACCUGGUCCUAGUAUACCGAAAGUUAAAAAGACUUUCUGAUGUACAUAAUUUCUGAAACAAGAAAAACUUGUGUGCUGAGAAUUUGAAUGGAGUGACAAUAGAAAUUGGACUUUGAUUUGGGAAGCGGUUAGACUUUGCUUGGAGCCAGUCUAAAAUGGAGAAGUAAGACGUCUCCUUCCCUCCGCUAGUCUGGGAGUUCACAUCGGGCAAGUGAUAGCACUCCCUAGCCCCCCUUACCAGGGUUACGGUACUCUGGUGUGUUUUGGAGAAGUCUCUUAGGACGAAACUACUUAUGAAAUGAAGGACAACAAGGCGAUGACGACGAAGUUUGCUUUGGUCAUAUAUAUAUAUAUAUAUAUAUAUAUAUAUAUAUAUAUAUAUAUAUAUAUAUAUAUAUAUAUAUAUAUAUAUAUAUAAUGUAAUUAACAGUGUAAAUACACGCGAUGUUAGUUCAACGCCCUUUCGCUUAAGUUAAACUCUUAAAGUUAGAUGACGUCACGUUGGUCAUAGAAACUUUUAAAGGACAUUGGCAAUAAAAAAUUAGUUUGUCUCAAUCAAAAGAACUCUUAAAAUUAUAUAUUAAACUCUAUUACCGAUUUGUCAUAUCUUGCUUAGUUCUCGAAAUAUUUAGACCGAAAUUUAUGAGCUUUCCGCCAUCUUGGAAAAAUUCUUUACCUCAUUAACUAUGGUUUUGAUGACGUCAGGAGUUGGGUUAACCAUAUAAAACUACUUUAAAAUGAUCGAAUAACAAUCCAAAAUUGUUUGAAAUGUUUUUAAUCAUUUCUAAAUUUCCGACAGCAACCAGAAACGAAGUUUUGUACCCAUAUUGAUCGCUUACUCUCAAGAUAAAAAAUUAGCGUGACCCCUCUCUUGACGUAACAUGCAUAUCCUCAAUAAUCCAAAAUGGCGAACAGCUCACUUUUUUCAGUCGAAAUAUUUUGAAAACUAAGCAAGAUAUAAACAAUCUGUAAUAGAGUUUAAUAUAUAGUUUUAAGAGUUCUUUCAAAUGAACUAAACUAAUUUUUUAUUGCCAAUGUCCUUUAACAAGAUGAACUAAAUGUAAAUAAUGUAUGUUGAUAAAAACAAAAAAGAUUGAUCUUCCAUUAAAGCAAGGAAUGAUUUUUUCGUUUAGUAUAUUUUUCAAUCAGUCACGAAUUGUUACGGGGGCCAUUUUCAAGCUCUAGAUCAGCAAAAUAAAGGUUUGAUGAGUGUUCUAACUAUGUUUUAACUUAAAUUGAAUAAAGGAUUACCGAAUGGUUUUCCGUGCAGGAUUGCGUGAUACGCUUUCCGAAAGUCUCGCGACAUCCCAAGUGCUGCAUGGAUCACGCUAUCCUGCUUGGAAAACCAUUUGGUAAUUGUUUUAUAAAAUAACUACAGUGAAACAAUGACAUUUUGAGAAUCGCGCGAAGGCAUUUUAAUCCUCGUGCAGGAUAGCCUGAUUUUGCACGGCUAUUGACCAAUCAAAUUGCGUGUUUCACUGUAGUGAAACAUGAUAGUGUUGGGGCAGAGGUGUUGGGGAAGCAUUAAGAACAGCUAACCAAGGUCGCGUGACUGCAAAGUCUCGUGUACACUCUCAUCCUCGUUUGGCCAGGGCUCAAGGCUUCGUAAUAGGCCAAUACUCACACUACGAACAAACUAAAAUUGAUUAUAUUAUGCGAUGUUACAGCAUUGCAGUGCAGUAGCAAGCUCUUCGGGUGUGAGUCGGGACUGUACGAUUUAAAAAGGGGUUUCUGUGAAUUUCUG
Paramuricea clavata is the source of this 6440-nucleotide messenger RNA. The record is from the annotation of a GenBank genome assembly. Lineage: Eukaryota; Metazoa; Cnidaria; Anthozoa; Malacalcyonacea; Plexauridae.